Messenger RNA from Fonsecaea multimorphosa CBS 102226, 3702 nucleotides. RefSeq lists its product as uncharacterized. The record is from RefSeq and is a predicted model, not a curated record. Gene Ontology annotation, biological process: regulation of GTPase activity. Lineage: Eukaryota; Fungi; Ascomycota; Eurotiomycetes; Chaetothyriales; Herpotrichiellaceae. The coding region runs from base 1 to 3702 and encodes 1233 amino acids. The transcript has 2 exons.
AUGGCAAGCGUGGCAACCCAGACAAGGUCCAGAUCACAGUUGAUUCAACGGAGAUCCAGCCGCCAGGCUUCGUCCCGGGACAGACAUGGCAAGAUCUUUGAAGAGACGGAACAUACCACCAUCCGCGCUGUGACGCCAGACUAUAUCACGCCUCGCGCCGACUCUUUCGAUGCUAGUCACAUCCACUCCCCAGUACUGCAGCCCACGCGCACACGGCAUUCACAAAGGAGACGGGAAACCUCCGCAUCCGCCUCGAACACUGAGGAAGACAGUACUAUCGAGAGAAGACGGCGGAGGGCACAGACAAGAACAAGUACCAACGAAGAAGUGCCGGUGGAUAUUUCCCCCGGGUCCUUCAUCACUAAAACUCGCAAGAGGCUCGGGUCCAUAGCCACAGGCCUACCCAUUCUCCCUCCUGAUGAGGCUCAUGGGUCAAUCGGGUUUCCCUCAGUGGUACAAAGUCCAGAACACUUGGACCAACACGGUCCACCCAAAACUCCACGUCGGCCAUUUUCUCCCGAUGACUCCUUCGCCGCAAGCGCAAACAGUCUUCGGUCUCCCAAGCUGCUCGAUAUCGAUUCCGGCAAAAUUCUCCAUCUCAUGAAAACUACCUGUGGUCGAAUGCAUGGCAUCCUUUUCUUUAGAGCACUGCAUACGACGGCAUGGGCUUCUGGCUACUGUGCUAUUAACGUGGCGCCUGGUAGUCUGGUAUGCCAGACCAAGGGCGAAAUCCACCAGUCUAAGGUAUUAAUACCAGAUCUGCGGGGCUGCACCGUCAGGACUCACUACGACCAUGAAUCCCAAAGCACGUAUCUGAGUGUUCUAAUCGCAUCCUCAGGAACUGGCUAUCAGCUCCGACCUCCAGUGCCUGAAACUUUCGACUCGUGGCUCGCAGCUCUGUUGUGUUGGCAACCAUUGAGACCGAAGGGCAUACAUAACAAGAUGACCAAGCCUCAACCAGUUGGAAUCGCCGACAAAAAGGCAGUCUCGCAGAGGCGUCUUUCCGAUCUCACGAAUCCGAAAGCCACAGCUAUAGUGAAAGUGGGUAAGAUGUUAAUCUGGGACGGACCAUUGCCUUCGGGAUCUCAACUCGAAUCAUCACCCAGCAGCAUUGGCCGGUCAAUGACAGAAGAAAACUAUCUCUGGCGCAGAGUGAGCUGCACUCUCCACGAAAAUGGCACAUUUCGCCUACUUAGCGAGGUCGAUAGUCGGGUGCUGUCGGUAACACCAUUGUCGCAGCUUUCUCGCUGUGCAAUUCAGCGACUCGAUGAAAGCGUGCUGCGGAUGCCACAUUGCAUCGCGAUCUAUCCUCAGUAUCGUGUCCAAACCCCUGUUGUAGGGCUUUCGAGACCGAUGGUAUUAUGCUUAGAAUCCAAUGUCGCACUCGAAGCUUGGUUUGUCUUACUGCGAGCCCUGACUGUGCCGGAGUUAUAUGGUCCAGAACAACUAUCUCCCGAAGAUGCACAGGCUUUAUCGCAACCAUCGCAACCAUCGCAACAGAGUGACAACAUCUCUGCGCCGGGCAUGUUUCGGAUAGAGCGAUCCCUCUCAAUCAAGAUAACUGAGGCAAAGUUUACCCAGCGAUCGGCCCCAGCGGACACCUAUGAAUACAGCAAGGCAAAGGCAAAAUCAGCAAAGGUUGAGCAAAACAAAGAAGGGGUAUACGCGGAGAUCAUGCUGGGUAAGGACUUACGAGCCCGGACAACGACCAAGCAGACGGUUUCUUCAGCUUUUUGGGCAGAGGAGUUCAAUUUACCAGACAUUCCCGCAUCUUUAUCCAAGAUCACCAUCGCGGUUAAGCUUGGAAACCCUGCAGAGAAGGAAUGGACGAUGGUCGCUGAUAGCCUCUACGAUAUCUCGGCAGACGCUGGAUACCUUUCCGGCCUCGGCGGCCUGGAGAUUUCGUCCCACGAUCCGAUCUUUGGGAGGGUGGAUGUAUCGAUUGAUGAACUGGAGCGUAGUCACACCAUCGAGAAGUGGUGGCCUUUAUUGGACAACAACGAUCAUUCUGUCGGCACGGUCCUGGCCCGGUUAUCACUGGAGGAGACGGUGAUUUUGAUGGAGGCAGAGUACGCAGAAUUUGCCAAUCUUCUGCACAACUACACGAAUGGCUUAACAACACAAAUUGCUCAUCUCCUUGGGCCUGAUCUUCGGCAACUGUCCGACAUCCUCCUGGACAUUUUCCAGGCAUCGGGUAACGCCACUGACUGGAUCAACAAUCUUGUAGAGGAAGAAAUUGACGGCAUCUACAAGGACACUCCCCCAAUGCGAAUGCGCUUCAGUGGCCGAAUCCAUUCCAACGACUCGUACGAAUCGGCCGAGCAGAGAGAAAUGCUAGUUCGUGACCUCAGUCGAUCGGCUGCGAUGGAGGCCAACUUGCUUUUCCGAGGCAACUCACUCGUAACCAAGGCACUCGAUGCCCACAUGCGCAGGCUGGGCAAGGACUAUAUGGAGGAAGUCCUAGGUGAAAAAUUGCGCAAGAUUAUCGAAAGGGAUCCCGACUGCGAAGUCGAUCCCAGCCGGGUCCGAUCGCAAGAGCAGCUCGACAAGAACUGGGCGAACUUGCUAUUCCUCACCAGCCAAAUCUGGAAAUCGAUCUAUCUCUCCGCGGCCCGGUGUCCAAUGGACUUGAGGGUUGUUUUUCGCCAUGUCCGGUCCUGCGCAGAGGAUCGAUAUGGCUCUUUCAUCCGGACGGUCAAGUACACGAGCGUCUCUGGUUUUCUUUUCCUUCGUUUCUUUUGUCCUGCAAUCUUGAAUCCGAAACUCUUCGGCCUGAUCCAGGAUUACCCCCCUGACCGCACGAAGAGGACUUUUACAUUAAUCGCGAAGUCCCUCAAUGUCCUUGCAAACCUGGCACGAUUUGGGACCAAAGAACCUUGGAUGGAGCCCAUGAAUAAGUUUUUGGCGGCAUCAACGAACCAGUUCAGAGCCUUCAUCGACGAAAUAUGUGCUGUGAGCUCCUCUCAGAUAGCUUCGGCUAAACUCGAGCCUCAAUAUGCGGCGCCAAACCAGAUACGCGGUCGACUUUCAGCUCUGUCCCGAGAGGGGCUUCCUAGCCUUCCAUACCUCCUGGACCAUGCAAAGCUAAUGGCACAGCUCAUUGACCUAUGGGUUACGCAUGCCCCUGAAAACAUUAGCGAUGCGACCGACGACGAGGCUGUACAAGCGUUUCAUGCGGUCUGCGUGAGGCUCUCGCAGAGGAGCAAAGAAUGCUUCAAGGCCGCGGAGCAAGCUGAACGGCCUGAUGAAAAGUCGGAACAUACCUGGCAACGGCUCCUCUCAGACCAGCAAAAUUCUAUAUCGCCGAGCAGGACUUUUGAAGAAUCUCUGCUGAGAUCACACAGAGACACCGAGAUCACGGCUCUUCCCCAAACGACAGACACCGUGGCAGAAGUAGAAUACAGGAAUGCCGAGCUUUCUCCAGUUGUCGGAGAAGGCGAUACGACACCAUCAAGCUCAGCAUCGGCGUGGGAAAGACGGAUUCCCUACCCUCACCGGGCAACAGAGGCCCGAACAAUGACAGACUCGACGAAUUCAUCGACCGAUGCAGUUGAUAUGGUUGAAGAUGCUCGGCGGCCGAUGUCCAGCAGCCGCGAUGGGCCAACAAAAAGCCGUCUGUUUGAAUUAAUGAGUUCUUCUUCGCGGCGGAGAGGAAAAGCCGGGGACCGCGCUUAUGUGGACGACGACGGGCACGAAGUUUGA